AUUUUUAAUAUAACUUAUUUUAUCUUUGUAUACCUAUUGUACUUACCAUGUUAAUUGUUUUGCUUUUAGAUAUUACUUUAUUCUUAUUCUCAUAUAAAUAACACCACUGCGGUAAACCGAAGCUACCGACAUAUAUUUUUAAAUAUAGUAUAUAGAAUUAAAUUGCAUGGGAAUCUAAUCGAGUGACCCCGGCGACUUGAAGGUCUAUCGUGUAUUGUUUAGGUAUGUCGGUUUGGUCAGCUAGUACAGUCGGCAAUAAUUACCACUUCGGGCAUCCUCCCAGUCGUUAUACUCAUUCUAACAAUUGGUGCCCAAACCCAACCAAGUCAAAUUCGGACCCUAAAUUCCUGUUAAAAACAUAAGUGCGUGAUGGCGAACGAGGGCGCUAUAAAUGCUGAUGACGCCCUACACACGCCAGCGUAUCUCUCUUGGAGGAAGUUACAGCUCAGUCGAGCUAAACUUAAGGCUUCCAGCAAAACAUCAGCACUCUUAUCUGGAUUUGCAAUGGUGGCAAUGGUUGAGGUCCAAUUAAAUACGCCAACAACAAUUCCCGCUGGUAUGUUGGUAGCAUUCACAGUUUGUACUACAUUGUUGGUAGCAGUCCACAUGCUGGCUUUGAUGAUCAGCACAUGUAUUUUACCAAACAUUGAAGCUAUUGGCAACCUCCACAGUAUAUCCUUAGUUCACGAAUCUCCCCACGAGAGAUUACAUUGGUAUAUAGAGAUUGCAUGGGCCUUUUCAACAUUGUUAGGUCUUAUCUUAUUCUUAGUAGAAAUUGCUAUUCUAUGCUGGGUGAAGUUCUAUGAUUUGAGCCCCACAGCCGCCUGGUCCGCCUGUGUUCUUCUAAUUCCAGUAAUGAUAGUUUUUUUGGCAUUCGCCAUACACUUUUACAUGUCAUUAGCAACACAUAAAUAUGAAGUUGUCAACUGUGGUAUAAAGGAAUUAGAAUUUUUGAAAGAACAAAUAGAACUAGGUGAUCAAGACUCCCGAAUGAAUAACAUGCCAUUGUUUGAUCAGGCCCGAGUUGUGUGAUUUUGUAUUUUUAUAUGGGAAUGUUAUAAUCUAUAGUUUGUUACUAUUUACAGUAGGUCAAAAAAUAUACUUAAAUUGUACUUAAAACUUAAGUUGCCAAUUAGUGGUUGUACUAGAUUAUAUUAUAUAUUCUUUUGGUUUAAUAACCAAAAACACACAGCCACUUUUGUGAAAUUGUUAUACCUUCUCUAUUACCUAUCUAAUUAAACUGAAUCUCUUGCAUCUCUCUAUUAAAGAAGCAAUAUUUGACUUAAUACAUAACAAAUUCCUUUUAAAUUAAUAAUACCUUAUUCAAUCCUAAAAUUUUACUUAAUAUAUCAUAAUUAAUAGUUAAUCUACAACCAAAUUUUAGUGAUAAUCUUAUUAAACUAAUUUUAAUUUAUAUAUUAUGACUCAAAAUAAAUUAAAUGAAUUGUACGUAAUAUAUUCUUAUUUUUUGUAAAAAAGAUAAACAUAAUAAAUCAUUUACAUGUUUCGUCAUAUUAUGCUUGAAUUUGCAAGUGUGGGGUAAAAAUUCCUUGGAUUUAUAUUUUUAAGAAAUCUAACAGUAAAAGAAAUUAUGUUUAAUGUCAAACUUCAAAUUUACGUCAAACGGCCUUGUACAAUAUACUGACCUUGAAACAUAAGAAAUGAGGUCGCAAUACACGAUACAAGUUGUAUCGUGUAUUGCGACCUCAUUUUUCGUAUCAUGUGUUGUAUCAUACAACACAUGAUACGAUACCUGAAUUGACUAUGUUUAAUUAUAGCCAUAAUACUCCAUUACAGAAAUAAUGAUAUUGAGAAAGUGGGGCGAUAUAUUAGUAAGAAAAAUAAAGUUGUAGGUUAAUACGACUUCAUGACGUUACGUUACAUUUAUUUAUUCUAAUUCUUCCUGAUGCUCGUGCACAGCAGGAAGAUUGUAUAAUUAAAAAAAAGAAUGGUAAAAUUGUAUUAAAAUAAACGUAUUUUGAUAUG
This is a messenger RNA of Pieris rapae (cabbage white), 1986 nucleotides long. RefSeq names its product calcium release-activated calcium channel protein 1 (gene Orai). Gene Ontology annotation, cellular component: membrane. Gene Ontology annotation, biological process: store-operated calcium entry. Gene Ontology annotation, molecular function: store-operated calcium channel activity. Lineage: Eukaryota; Metazoa; Arthropoda; Insecta; Lepidoptera; Pieridae. The transcript is spliced from 4 exons. Bases 370 to 1032 code for a protein of 220 amino acids. The record is from RefSeq and is a predicted model, not a curated record.